Messenger RNA from Phyllopteryx taeniolatus (common seadragon), 1924 nucleotides. It is a transcript of the gene osgepl1, whose product is annotated as O-sialoglycoprotein endopeptidase-like 1. The coding region runs from base 408 to 1658 and encodes 416 amino acids. The transcript has 7 exons. Gene Ontology annotation, cellular component: mitochondrion. Gene Ontology annotation, biological process: tRNA threonylcarbamoyladenosine modification. The record is from RefSeq and is a predicted model, not a curated record. Lineage: Eukaryota; Metazoa; Chordata; Actinopteri; Syngnathiformes; Syngnathidae.
AUCGAUCUAUUUUCGCUUUAGAAAAAAUACUCUUCUUCUAAUAUUUGCUGUUCUAGGUUACUUUGUAACGCGUUACGUUAUAUUGCACCAGGGGGGCUCCGUAAUAUUAUUAUUGUAUUAAUAGUUCUUAAUAGUUCUUUAAUUUAAUGUAUUUAUUCACAACGCGUAACUAUUUGCAGUAAUGGAACAAAUGUAACGUUGCGCUCACUAGAUACUCCGGUCCGGUAGGUGGUGGUAAUCAAUUUUACGUGCAUGGCAUGACGGGACACGAAGGAGAAGAGGACUUUCUGUUAUUAGUGUAUCAAUCAAUUUUUUUUAAUUAUUAUUAUUAAACCGUCUUGUUAGAUGAAGUCUUCCUCAGUCACUUGUCCAUUUAAAGUCAGUGUAAAUAUCCGUUAGCAAAUAGCAUGUUCCCUUCCAAAGUGAAUAGGCUCAUCCAGAGGCUGCUGCUGUCAUUUAAACGGCAUCGGUAUGGCGACGCUGCCAUGGGGAAAAGCUCCUCCGACUCCUGCUCCUCCCAGCUGGUUUUGGGCAUCGAGACGAGCUGCGACGACACCGGAGCCGCCGUCCUCAGCGAGACGGGCGCGAUACUGGGAGAGUCCCUUCACUCCCAGAAAGAGGUCCACCUCAGGACUGGCGGCAUCAUCCCCGUUGUGGCCCAGCAGCUCCACAGGGAACACAUCGAGCGCGUAGUCCAGGAGGCGUUGGACCAGAGUGGCGUGGACCCGGCUCAGCUGUCGGCUGUGGCCGCCACUGUCAAGCCGGGCCUGGCCCUGAGCUUGGCCGUGGGUUUGGAGUUCAGCCAGAGUUUUGUGAGGCGGCACUGCACGCCCUUCAUCCCCGUCCACCACAUGGAGGCCCACGCCCUGACCAUCCGCAUGCUCCAUGCUGUUUCCUUCCCCUUCCUGGUGCUGCUCGUGUCGGGCGGUCACUCGCUACUUGCCGUGGCUCGCGGCGUGGACGAUUUCCUUCAGCUGGGUCGCACUCUGGACGAAGCUCCAGGUGAUGCUCUAGAUAAGGUGGCAAGACGUCUGUCACUCAUCAAGCACCCGCGUUGCUCCACGCUGAGCGGAGGACAGGCCAUAGAACUGCUGGCUAAGGACGGCGACCGGAUGAGGUUUCCUUUCAAGACGCCCAUGGGACAAACGUACGACUGCUGCUUCUCUUUUGCCGGGCUACGAAAUCAAGUUAACAUGACCAUAGAGAAAAAAGAAGCAGAGGAAGGUAUUGAACGUGGAACUCUGCUCUCCUGUGUGAACGACAUAGCAGCAGCGACGCAACACACGGUCGCGUGUCAUCUGGCCAAGCGCACGCAUCGCGCCAUCUUGUUCUGUAAGGCCAAUGGACUGCUGCCCUCGCUCACGCCCACACUGGUUGUGUCUGGAGGCGUGGCGAGCAAUCAGUACAUCCGCAAAGCUCUGGGCGUCAUCGCCGAGGCAACCGGCCUACGCCUGCUCUGUCCUCCUGCCAAAUUCUGCACAGACAACGGCGUGAUGAUUGCGUGGAACGGUGUUGAGCGACUCAGGGAAGGGAAGGGAAUACUACAUCCAAACGUGGACGUUACUUACGAACCCAAAGCACCACUGGGCGUCGACCUAACGUCACAAGUGAAGGCGGCGGCUAUCAGGGUGCCGUCAAUCCGGAUGAACAUCUCAUAGACUAUGAGAACAUCACCAGGAUCAAUAGUGUGGAUAUAAGAGGGCUUCAAAUAAAAUGUCCCAAAAAAUAGAUGUAAACACAAUUCUUAAUUAAGGGGAUGUUACUUGAGGAAAUCAUGACAUCUGAAGGAUGUUUGCCAGGUUUGUCCUGUCGUGACAGAUUCACUCUACAAACCACAUGGGGACAUGAUGUCAUUUCAACACAAAUUGUCAGAUUUUAUUUUAUUUCUCUUUCUUGACUGCAUUAAAAUGUACACAGAUCUCAA